Lodderomyces pseudojiufengensis is the source of this 765-nucleotide messenger RNA. RefSeq lists its product as uncharacterized. The coding region runs from base 1 to 765 and encodes 254 amino acids. Lineage: Eukaryota; Fungi; Ascomycota; Pichiomycetes; Serinales; Debaryomycetaceae. Gene Ontology annotation, cellular component: membrane. The transcript has a single exon. The record is from RefSeq and is a predicted model, not a curated record.
AUGUCUUAUUCAGCUAUACCUGAUCAACCACCAAAUUAUCCACCAACAGAUGAACAAAAUCAAAGAGAAUUUGGUGAUAAUAUUCCGGAUGAUUUUAAAUAUUCAGUUGAUGUUGCAUCAUGUGAUUUACCAAUAAGACAAUUAUUUAUAAGAAAAGUUUAUCUGUUAUUAACUUUACAAUUAAUGGCUUCUGUUAUUGUUGGAUAUAUUGUAAGAUCAAAUGAUUCUAUUAAAAUAUGGGCUAUUGAAAAUCCAUGGAUUUUGUUGGUAUGUUUAAUUGGUUCAAUUGGUUUUAUGAUUGGUGCAUUUUUUAAAGCAAGAUCAUAUCCAAUAAAUUUAAUCUUGCUAGGUGGUUUUACAUUUUUUGAAGCUUUUACAUUAGGAGUUGCUUGUGCAUUUGUUGAUAGUGGAGUGCUUAUUGAAGCUAUACUAUUAACUUUAAUAAUAUUCAUUGGUUUAACUCUAUUUGCUUUUCAAACUAAAUAUGAUUUUAUAAGUUGGCAAGGUACAGUUGGAAUGAUUUUAUGGGGAUUAAUUGGUUGGGGUUUUAUAAUGAUUUUUUUCCCAGGAAGUAAAUUUAUUGAUAAUGUUUAUUCAUUUAUUGGUGCUAUAGUUUUUAGUAUUUAUAUUAUUAUUGAUACUCAAAAAUUAAUGAAAACUUGUCAUUUAGAUGAUGAAGUAAUUGCUACUAUACAAUUGUAUUUAGAUGUUAUUAAUUUAUUUUUAUUUAUUUUAAGGUUGUUAAAUAAUAAUAGGGAAAAUUGA